AACUGUAAUCAAGGCUUAUGUGUUUUGUGUUGCAGCAUCCUUGGUGCAAGCUGGAGAAACUGAAGAGGUGAUCCCCAAACAGCUUCAUGAGGAGGAGACAGAGAGGCUCAAAGUAGAAAUACAACAGUGCAAAGAAUUCAUUCAGACUCAACAGCAACUUCUGCAACAACAGCUCAACACCCCAUGUGAUGAGGAGACAGCAGCAGUCCUGAAUGAUUCCUACAUGCUGGAAGAGAAGGAGCGCUUGAAAGAGGAAUGGAAAGUGUUUGGAGAACAGAGGAAAAACUUUGAAAUGGAAAGGAGAAAUUUCACGGAAGCCGCCAUCAGAUUGAGCCAUGAGAGGAAAUCUUUUGAGGACGAUCGCGCAUUGUGGCUCAAACAUCAGUUUCUGAACACAACAUUUGCAGACCAGAUGAAACCACAAAGUCGCAUGUCUGAUGAAUUUUCAAAGCACUCUGGUCAUGAGGAGAAACUUAUCUCAAUUUCUGGUAAAGUCAGCAAAUCCCAUCUUUAGUCUGUCCACUCAUGGAACUGCUUACAGAUGAACUUAUAUUCUUCCACCUGGAGUCAAUAUAAACGAGUGUCCACAAGUAAGAAUGUCCAACAUGCGCACAUGUAUGUUAAGCAAAAUAGUGUCAAUUUGUGAUAAGUCUGGCUGCUAAAUCUUAAGCCUUCAGAUUUUUUAAUGUUUUAUAAACCAUGCUGGCAUUUUCUAACAUUUUGCAUUAUUUUCAUUUAGAAAUUACAUAGAGAUAUUCAUAUGUUUGUUUUUGCACAAAGAAUUGAACUGUUGUAUUGGUGUAGCUUGUUAUGGUUUACUUUUAGCUAUUUACAUAUUAUGCAUCACUUUCAAAAGUUACACUUUUUUAUUUAUUAACAUAAUUUUUGUCACUGAAAGAAAUGUCUAGUCCCUUCAUUCUGAACUGUAAGAAAUAAUGCAUUUUAUUUAUUGUGCAUUUGGAUCUUUUAGACUUUUCCUAAUCAGUAUUACCACCAUUAUAGUUUAUAUCAAGUUUAAACCAAGUUAAUAUGGUGCAUAUGAAAAAUAUUAAGAAUUAUAUACUAAAAUAGAUUGACACCAAUAUGCAUUUUAGAUUGAAAACAACUGAGUGUGCUUUAUUCAUUUAAAAUGGCAAAUAUGAAAAAAAUGGAAUAACACUUUAAUAAGAAAGUUUGCAAAUGUUUUCUUUUAUAUGCAUAUUCAUUAAAAUAAACCAACAAGUGUA
Danio rerio (zebrafish) is the source of this 1226-nucleotide messenger RNA. Lineage: Eukaryota; Metazoa; Chordata; Actinopteri; Cypriniformes; Danionidae. The record is from RefSeq and is a predicted model, not a curated record.